AUGGUGCAGAUUGGAGGCAAAAAGGGGACUGGGAUAUUUGCCAAUGUCAAUAUAAUUCUUUAUGGAAAAGAUGACACUCAUACGAAUAAAUACAAAGAACAUUACCUGUUUACAAGUAUUGUGAAAGAUGGUCCAUGUCUGGUUUCAAAGUUUUCUAUCAAAUCUACAAUAGACAUCCCUGAAGUCCAGAAAAUCGAGCUGUGGAGAGACAACAAUGAUGGGUCGUUUGCCAACUGGUAUCUAGAUUGGAUUGAAGUUACUAAUAACAAAAACGGUCUCACAACCAUAUUUCCAGCAAUGAAAUGGAUCAAAGAAAACCAACGUUACUUUUUUAAAAAUGAAACAAGUUUACCACAAAACGACCCAAUGAAAGAAUUAAGAAGGUUAGAGCUGCAGGUCUUGCAGGAAUAUUAUCAGCUGGAGGUUAAGAUACCCGGGCUACCUGCUCAGAUUAAAGAAUUACCAGAGGAUGAGACAUUUUCUUCAGAUUAUUUUGUAAGUUUUAUUAUAGUAGAAGUUUAA
This is a messenger RNA of Mytilus trossulus (common blue mussel), 522 nucleotides long. Its product is annotated as lipoxygenase homology domain-containing protein 1-like. NCBI's taxonomy places the organism in Eukaryota, Metazoa, Mollusca, Bivalvia, Mytilida, Mytilidae. The record is from RefSeq and is a predicted model, not a curated record. Bases 1 to 522 code for a protein of 173 amino acids. The transcript is spliced from 2 exons. Gene Ontology annotation, molecular function: protein binding.